Molecule: messenger RNA, 3768 nt
Organism: Exophiala oligosperma
Lineage: Eukaryota; Fungi; Ascomycota; Eurotiomycetes; Chaetothyriales; Herpotrichiellaceae
Exons: 2
Coding region: 903-2876 (657 amino acids)
Biological process (GO): phosphorelay signal transduction system; phosphorylation
Molecular function (GO): phosphorelay sensor kinase activity
Source: RefSeq, a predicted model, not a curated record
CGGUGCAUACAAGGAAUGCCCUUUUCCUGUUGGCUUGAUCAUAUUUCUGUCCCCGCAGCGAUCAACACCAUUUUUCAAGUGUUUUUGGCUCUACAGACCACCUUUGCACAGCACAGCGAAAAUCCCCUGUCUGAAAGCUUGUCUUUGCUAGCUUAGAGCCCGUAAAUCCAGACCCUGAGAUCCUGGACCGUUUGACGAGUACUCGCAGCCCCUGGGGCCCGCGUUUGAUCGUCCAGGCAUCUCCCGCACAAUCUUGUUGGGCACCUUUCAUUGACAGCGGCGUCCAGCCCGCUCGAGAGUGUAUUUCCGAUCCAGCCUUUUACCAACAGACUGCUUUGAUCCUCGAAUGCGAACGGAUUUUACAAGGACAGCAUCGAAUCCUCUGCUCUUCUUGCUCUUUCAAUACACAGACUGCGCCUAGCUGUCGUGAGAAAUCGGCUCCUUUCACUCCUUACAAUUACAACCCGGGUUUGCGCGAUUCAGCCACGUACCCUGGGGGCUUGACUGUCUCCAAUCUGCUUCACCCUAAACUCAUAAAACCAGAUCGAUAGUCGGUCGGAUUUCCUAACCGUCCUAGCAUCUCAACGCUAAAUCCCUGCAUGACACGUUUCGGGCGUCCAUCUUGAGUCGACUUUUAAGAAGUGCAACCGCACUUGUCUGGACUACGCCAUUCCCAUAGCCUCACUCGAUCCCAGGCCCGGUCACCGUCACACAGCGUUUCCCUCGACCACGGAUAGUCCCUGGUUUGUGCAUGCAGCAAACAAUGAGGCAUAUUUGGCGCUACCGGUAGCCAAUACCCUGGAUUUGGGUGGCUCCAGUCUUCUUGAAAACGCGUAGCUGUUGAUCAACUCGACAACGCCAACGCCGUCCCUGGCGGCAAGGCUUUCUACCCAGCCUCGCGUAUGAAGCCUGUUGCAACGGACACCAAUUUGAGUCCACCACCAAGCCCGACAUCGCCACGCAAAUUCAAGGCUCCGAUCGGGAUGGAGCAAAUAUUUGCAUUUUCGCCUAAGCCGACUGUAGUGCUAGACAGAGAACUGCAUGUCAUCGUUGCUUCUGCUGCAUGUCUCAAAUUAUUCAACCUCGACUCGGCGAUUGGUAGAGGUUUCCUCGAACUCGUUGGCAAGGUACUUGCUCCGACAGACUUUGCAGUCACAGCAAGACUCUUACAAGACUCCAUCCGAACCCGCGAGCCACGAAGAACAGAGCCUCUGCUGGGCAGCGCGCUACCAGGCUAUUGGCGACUCGAGAUUGCACCGAUAUAUGACGGCGAUGAGCUGCUGUAUCUUGUUGUAGAGGCACAAGACGCCAGUGAGGAAGUUCAACGGCAGCUGCAACAUUACGCUCAAUUAUCAACCGCUGAGACUUAUAAGAUCCUGGUCAGCACAUUAAGAGAUUAUGCUAUUUUCAUGCUCGACCCUAAAGGCUGCAUAGCGACAUGGAACACUGGGGCAAUGCUUCUGAAACAAUAUACCCAGGAGGAAGUGAUUGGCCGACAUUUCUCCACCUUUUACAGCGAAGAGGAUCGUAGGGCCAGAAAACCUGAGAGAGAGCUGGAAAUAGCUCUCCGUGACGGUAAGGUGGAAGAUGAAGGUUGGCGCGUAAGAAAGGACGGCACACGGUUCUGGGCGAAUGUCAUAAUUACGCCGGUGUACCGUGAUGGAGAACUACGAGGCUUCAGCAAAGUAACGAGGGACUUGACCGAACGAAAGGGGUCUGAAGCACGUUUGAUUGCUGCCUAUGAGGAAGCCUCCAAAAUGAAGUCUGACUUCCUGGCUAACAUGAGCCACGAAAUCCGAACCCCAAUGCAUGGAAUGCUCUCUGCCCUGGGACUUCUCAAUGAGACUGACCUGACUACGGAGCAAAGGGAAUUGACGGAUAUCAUCGAUGAGUCCGGCGCCAUACUAUUGCAAGUCAUCAACGACAUACUUGACUAUUCAAAGUUGAGCUCUGGCUCCUUUUCAAUCGGCAAGGACGUGAUGAAUAUGGCCGAAAUCGUUGCCGCUGUUCGGCGGUGUGUCAAUAUCGGCUCGAAGGACCUGCAAUGCGAAGUUGAACUUGAUCAUCGCUUGCCUACCUUUGUCCAAGGCGAUCCCUUGCGGUACCGACAAGUCGUUCAGAAUCUGGUAUCCAAUGCCAUCAAAUUCACAGAACGAGGCUAUGUACGCGUUAAGGUCGUAGUAGCCGGCGAAGAUGACACGUCAUAUGAUAUAAGGACCGAAGUGAUUGAUACUGGGAUAGGGGUCUCCCAGGAGGCUGAAAAUGUACUUUUCACGCCGUUUGCGCAACUCGACAACUCAUCUACUAAAAGAUACAAGGGCACUGGCUUAGGCCUGUCGAUCUGCAAGAGCUUGGCAGAGCUGAUGGGCGGCACUAUCGGAUUCGCACGAAAUCCGGACCACCAAGGCAGCAUAUUCUAUUUUACCUUGAGACUCAACAAGGUCGAUGCGGUACCCACUACCCCGCGAGACGUCGCGCUCCCAGAUCUGAGCUUGAAAGACUUGUCCGAACACAAGCAGUUGCUUCUGGUGGAAGAUAACGCCAUCAACCAGACAAUCAUGGUCCGACAACUGCGAGCUUUCGGGUUCGAAAAGGUGGAUGUCGCCAGUGACGGCGCAGAAGCGGUCCGUUCAAUACAGGCGAAACCACUUACCUACAGCUUAAUCUUGAUGGACAUCAGCAUGCCGGUCAUGGAUGGGGUUACAGCAACGAAGAAGAUCCGAUCCCUCGGACAUACUGUGCCGAUCAUUGCCAUGACAGCGAACGCCCUCAAGGGCGAUGAAGAAACGUAUCUUGCCGAGGGUAUGAAUGACUAUGUGGCCAAACCUGUCGACAAACGGUUACUCACGAAUGCGUUGCUGCGUUGGCUGAGAUGAUUAUGAAGAAGAAGAUUAUGACGACGAUGACGAUGACGAUGUUUGAAUGAAACUGCACAGUAACAUCAUGUGCUAUGGAAUUUUGCAGCUAGUACGCCAGUCUGUUUCCUUUGAUUGAAAACAUGGGCUAUUCGCCCUUUGUUUUCACAUUGGAUAACAUCUUGGGACGAGCACUUGGAGUGAACAUACUAGCCCUGCCACGCGCAGCAACGGCUUCUAUUGGCAAGCGGAUACGCCAUGAGUCGACUCCCUUUCGACCGCGGAUUGUCGGGCUUACCUCACACCACCGUCUCAUGACAAGAUGUCCAAAAAAAUCUUUCGGUCAGGCGAGAAUGUGUUUUAAACUGUAGCACUAUACGUCGAAGAGAGAAUUCAGGGGAUUCCAAGAGCAGACCACCACAAUGGGACCUUUGUUUUAAUGACUGGUCCAGCGCACGUGAGUAUUCAUACUCAUAGUGUACUGUGAGACAGAGGCUACGGUCCGAUCUUUGUCAAGAAGUAAUAUGAGCUCCUCUUGUGGUUCAAUCUAUACGCAAUGGCCCGGCUCUAGGUGCUAUCUAUUUUCCACUUGAAGAAAAGAUGAGAGAUCAGACGAGACAAAAGCUCUUAGUCACCUGACGGCUUGCCUACCUACUCAGGAACUUACUCUUGUAUCACAUCUGAAUAGAUAUCUACAUUUUUAUGUCCUCUGUGUGAGCACUCCAGAUGCCCUUGGACUCACGAAGUAUGAGGGCCUCACGACUAUGAAUGAGAUCACCAUCAUUAGCAAAGCUUUUCCUUUUUUUCCCUCCACACUUCAAAAGGAGUAGUCCUAGGCUGAUGGCUUUCCUCAAGGAUGAACCCCAGUAAGUGAAUGACACCAGCUGACCACCAGGAUCAUUGCGACGCUGAU